ACGGAGGAUUACCGUCCCAACCAUGCUCAAGUCGAAGAAGGCCAAACGACCUCCUCCCAAUCUCUCAUUGCAUACAAGUCCUCUCUGUGUCAUCAAAGGUGAUCCAGAGAAAAAUAUCCAACUACGACCCCCAGGCUCAAACGAUGACAACGAAGUCCUGACGUUGGGUUCAGACGAGGAGCUCGACCUCUCCAAUGCCUCCACCAGUCUCGACGAUGAGUAUCAUGCCCUCCAUCUUCUCAGAGAGAACGUGAAGAGGAAUCUUCGCUUACGCCCAAUCAAGAGCUCUUCCAAUCUACGGCACCAUCCAGAUCCUAUUGCUCCUGCGCCGUUGAGCUCCGCAUCCGACUACUUUACACCGCUUUCUCCAAGUGCACCCAAGCAAGCACAUCCGAUUCAUCCAAGUAGCUUGGCAUCGAGGCUGUCGGGGAACGGUGGCUGGUCAGAGCAGAAAACUGCAGAAUCUGGCCGUCAGUCUUUGCCGUUACUCAUUGAUACUCGUCCACCUGCAGCCCAUAUCGAUUCCCAUAUCCGGGAUAGUAUCAACAUUGCCAUUCCUUCGUUGAUUCUCAAGCGAAUUUCCAAGUCCAGUAAUCCAACCGCAACGUUACCGACUCUUCACUCCUUACGACAGUUCAUAUCUACAGAGUCCGGGAAAGCAACCUGGGACUCGUACUUGGCUUCCUAUCCCGCUCCAGAGUCCCCUACAAAUCGUUUAUGGGAUGGCGAUAUCGUCAUAUACGAAGAUGAUAUACGAACUCAUCCCAAAGAUGCUUCGUUCAAGGCUUCUUCUUUGGUAGCCUUCACCUUGUUGCCCCUCCUUCAACUCCUUCUACCCCCGGGUGGUUCAGUCGACUACUUGUAUGGGUCUAUAUCCCAUCCAGCUUUGAACUCGUUUAUCGUGCGAAAGACAACCGAAACCGGGACAGCUUACAAGUCGAACUCGAACACUCUCCAUCCUCUUCAUUCGACAAGUGACGCCACCACCCCAGGCCCAGGUUCCGGCCUGUUCAAUCUUGAUACUCAGCUCGCAUACAAAUCUAGGCAUGCCAAAACCCAGGCGUAUCAGAUCGAGACCUCUUCAGCCACUUCCGAGCAUCCUCCCUCCCCUUUGACUCUCACAGCACCUAAAUCCCCGUCACCACUUUCCUUACAACCACCAAAAUCCCCUUUACCAGCUCCUCUAUCAAUACCACCGUCAUACAAAGGAACAAAAUCACUGUCCCUUGCACAACCUCCAAAAUCGCCGCGAGACUUAAAUUCUCCCAAGUCACCACCACCCUUUAAUCCUCCAAAGUCCCCGUCACCCCUUACUGUUCCUCCAACCUCCUCAAAUACUCCUUCACCUCCGCCCUCAUUUAUUCAUCCGCCCUUCAAACAUCCAUCCAUCCCAAAUCUCCGAACGAACACCACUUCCCUCGAAAAGCUCCCUAAGUUGUCGACCAGUUUCCCUUCAUUAUCACUGCGCAACCGUGCUGCUUCGUCCGUUGUGCCAUCUACUCAGCCAAGUAUUGCCUUGGCGAUCUCCACAGCUGCAAACGAAGAGAAAAAGAGAAAUGGGACCUCAAGAACGGCACCCACCUCUCCCGUGGCCCAUCUCCCCGGCUCCGUCCCAAAACUUCCCAGCCUGGCCCCUGCUAUCAACGCGAUUGCAUCCCGUCAUACGCAACAGAACUCGAUAACGUCUCCCAUUUAUUCAGCAUACUAUACCCCACCGCACACUCCUUCACAAGUCUUCCCUUCUUAUGCUGACGUGUUUUCAAGUAUCCCUCCAGAUCCUCCCAUCUCAGACGAACAGACACAAGUUCUUUCUUCGUUGACGCCGAAAGCCGGAAGGAGCCCGACGACCGCCAGAGGUUCGGGAGAAUGGCCGGCUGUCCCUCCUCCUCCUCCUCUCCCUACGCUAUCGGCAGCUGUUUCAGCUUCGUCACACUGGACUAUUAGUCAUGGAAACGGCUACGAUAGCAUAACCUCGCCUGCUUAUGAGGAACCCCCACGUAUGUCGUUCAAUACGUCGUUCGACCGAUCCUUCGCGGAUUCCCCACCUCCUACGACCUCUUCGACUGCUUCUGAGGAUGAGGGUGAGGCUAUACCUGGUUUUGUUGUGUCAACUAUAUUACCCGGUUUCCUCUACCUGGGCCCUGCACCUAGUUUACCGUCCCAUUCUUCUACCCUUUUGGACCUCGGAGUAAAGCGUAUUUUGAACAUGGCGAUUGAAUGUAAUGAGGACGAUUAUGGGCUUGCAUUGGGAAGCGUUUUUGAGAAAUACACAAAGAUCUCUCUCCGUGAUAUUGUAGAAGAAGACGCGAUUCCUCGUGUUGUGAGAGAGGUGUGCGAAGUCCUCGGUGAGCAAUAGUCUCGAGGUCUUCAUCCUCAACAUUCUGUCGAAAGUCCAUGUUUGCUCAUCUCAUCCUGAAGACUCUGCACGCCUCCACUCCGCUCCCACUUACGUCCAUUGCAAAGCUGGUAAAUCCAGAUCGGUGACCGCGGUCAUUGCGUACUUGAUACAUAGUCAUCACUGGACCUUGGGGAGGGCGUACCGGUUUGUCUGCGAGAGAAGGAAAGGGGUAUCCCCAAACAUCGGCUUUGUCUCCGAACUCAUGACAUUUGAGGAGGAAGAACUCGGAGGCAAGAGCGUCGGAGUCGUUCACCACCCUUCACUUCACCAGCACGGGCACAAUCUCUCUCAUCAUCAUCAUGGUCAUCAACCGGUCAACAGAAUACGGAAACCGAGUAACGCCAAUCUAAAUGGAGACGGACCUGGUCACGGAGCCAGUCAAAGCAUAAGCGGGCCGAUUAUGUACAGUAGUUCUGCCUCUACAGGCUUAACCUCGACGGGUUCUUCUUCAGCGUCCACUUACUCUUCCACAUCAGGCUCGUCUAUCGGCAUAGAAUCCUCUCCGUCCUUAUCUUCGUCAUCGACUUUACCGAGUGAAUACGACGAUAACGACUCUGAUCCUCCUUCUUCCACCUCUACCCCCGACGCAAAGGCAGGUUUACCGGUGAUCAAUACCACUUUCGCCGAUUGCAACUCGGAAUUGUCUGGAUCCACGGGCUCGAAACGCCAUCAACCGAGCUCAACGACGUAUCAUCCACAUCAAAUCCCGUUGUCUGCGCAAGAACCCCCGAGUUAUUCUCAACAUUCUCACGAGAGUAAAAACGACUUGUUGGGAGGGUCGGGGUCUCUUACACCACUUACGUCGAAUAACCCUUCGCAUGAUCCGUUCCAGGAACUUGAGAUUCGUGAUAGUUCUGGGAGGUAUAGGCAUGCUAGGCGAGCGCCUGUUGAUGAACAAACGCUACAGCCUAUGAGGAGGGUGAGUAAAGCUGGCUUGGAGAGUUGGGGGUGGAAGGAUGGUGAGGAUGAGUAGGGGUUGAGAUGGGCUCGUGAAGGAUUCUGAUUUGACUUUCUUUUCGACGUUUGUUUUUAUGUUCAUCCGUGAAUAUCUACCGUUGGCAUUCUUCUUUUCGUUCUAAUGAUUUUCGAUCUGCUUUGUUUCUCCUGUCUCUCUCACUCUCGAGUCUCUUGGUCUUGUAUAACAGCUUAUUAUUCUCUUCCGAGGUAUCGUUGAUCAUAUUCGUGCUCUGUCAUUCCAUCAUCCAUUAUCCAUCGACACUCACAAGCCAUUGCAUUGUACAACUUUCAGUACAGUUUUCAGGGAAUCGAAAUCGAUGAUACGGGUUC
This is a messenger RNA of Marasmius oreades (fairy-ring Marasmius), 3685 nucleotides long. RefSeq lists its product as uncharacterized. Bases 23 to 2356 code for a protein of 777 amino acids. Gene Ontology annotation, biological process: protein dephosphorylation; negative regulation of MAPK cascade. Gene Ontology annotation, cellular component: cytoplasm. NCBI's taxonomy places the organism in Eukaryota, Fungi, Basidiomycota, Agaricomycetes, Agaricales, Marasmiaceae. Gene Ontology annotation, molecular function: protein tyrosine/threonine phosphatase activity; MAP kinase tyrosine/serine/threonine phosphatase activity. The record is from RefSeq and is a predicted model, not a curated record. The transcript is spliced from 4 exons.